Molecule: messenger RNA, 2589 nt
Organism: Quercus lobata
Lineage: Eukaryota; Viridiplantae; Streptophyta; Magnoliopsida; Fagales; Fagaceae
Exons: 5
Coding region: 1-2589 (862 amino acids)
Molecular function (GO): nucleic acid binding; RNA-DNA hybrid ribonuclease activity
Source: RefSeq, a predicted model, not a curated record
AUGCAUGAUCUACCUUGGGCCCUCAUGGGCGAUUUUAAUGAAGUUCUAUCUGCUGAUGAGAAGUAUGAGGGGAAUCCUAUUUGCCAAAGAAGGGUUAGAGCUAUUAAGGAAUGUAUGGAUGAUUGCAGUAUGAUGGAUCUUGGGUUACAGGUCCAAAGUAUAUUUGGACAAAUAAGAGGGAGUUGGCUGACUGAGGAGUAUAAUUUAAUUCUCCAAAUUGAAGAAGAGCUGUGGGCUAUGAAAUCCAGAACUAAUUGGAUUAUUUCAGGGGAGAGAAACACAUCUUAUUUUCAUAUCUUUGUGCUUAAUAGGAGAAGUAAGAAUAGAAUCACAUGUGUUCAAAAUAAUGAGGGCGAAUGGUGUCACAGUUUAGAGGAAGUUAAAGAGAUUUUUAACUCAAGUUUCAAGAAGCUGUAUAAGUCAGAGCAAGUUUUUUGUCCUGUUACCCCUCAAUGGAGUUCGGAUUGGUGUGCUAAGCUUAGUCAAGAGGAAGCUGGUAGCAUGACCAAUAUUCCAUCGGAUGGGGAAAUUUGGAAUGCUCUCAAAUCAAUGAAGCCUUACAAAGCUCCAGGUGUUGAUGGGCUACAUGCUGGAUUUUUCCAAAGAUUUUGGCUAGUGGUGGGUGAUUCGGUGAAGAGGGAGAUCAAGGAGGUGUUUCUAAGGCAAAAGGUUCCUGAGUUUCUUAAUCAAACCCUUGUUGCCCUAAUCCCUAAGCAACCCGGUCCUGAAACUGUCAGUCAGUAUAGACCCAUAAGUUUAUGCAACACGAUCUACAAGAUUAUUUCAAAAAUCAUUGUUUUGAGGCUACGCCCUUUGUUGCCAUCUUUAAUUUCCCCAAUGCAGGCAGCUUUCCUUGAAGGGAGAAGGGGCACAGAUAAUGUCAUAAUUGCCCAAGAAUUAAUUUACUCCUUUAGGAAAAGGAAGGGGAGGACGGGGUCUAUGGUUAUAAAAAUUGACCUUGAAAAGGCAUACGAUCGCUUAGAGUGGUCAUUUAUCAAAAUGGUGCUUGAGCAUUUUGGGUUUCCGGAGUAUGAUAAAGUUGAUCAUGAGCUGUGUGUCUACUACUACCACAACUCUAUUGUUCAAUGGAAGAGGAGGAGAGGCAUUUGUAGAAGGUUGGGGAUUGCCGAAACCAACAACUUAGGUAAAUACCUUGGUUUUUCCAUCAUUCACCAAGGUAGAGUGGGUAAUGCGUAUAACUUUGUGGUUAAUAAAAUACAAAGUAAGCUGGCUGGUUGGAGAUCAAAAUUAUUGUCGAAGGUUGGUAGAUUGGUGCUUGUUAAAGCUGCUGCGGCUCCUAUAGCAGAGUAUUAUAUGCAAUGCCAAUCUCCUCCUGCUAAGGUUUGUGAUCAAGUAGAUAAGCUAAUAAGGGAUUUUUUAUGGGGUUCAAUUGAAGAAAAAAGGAGGUUGCAUUUGGUUAGAUGGGACAAGGUGAUACUUCCUAAAGAGCUUGGUGGUUUGGGGUUGCAUAAGAUGAAGGACAGAAAUAAUGCUUUGUUAGCUAAGCUUUGUUGGAGGCUAGCUUGUGAAAAGGAGGCUCCUUGGGCAAAAAUGCUUAAUGGAGAGACAGUGAAGGUUUGGGCUGAUUUUUGGCUUCCAAUGGGCGCUUUGAGAUCUCUUAUUGAAGGGCCUUUGAACCGUGAUGAAGAUUCUAUUACUGUGAAUGUGCCUACCAGGGAAGUUUUGGGUUCAAGGGGUUUAAGUCUUGAUCCCAUAUGCAGUUCAUGUCAUCAAAGUAUUGAAACAAUUGACCAUCUUUUAAGGGGCUGUGAGUAUGCUCGGGAUUUUUGGCAGCAACUUCAAUUCCCGAAUUGUAUGAGGGAUACCUUCAACUUACUGAUUAGUGAAUGGCUUGAAGCCAGUUGUAAAUCUGAUAUCAAAUCCAGAUGGAUGGGCAUUCCUAGGAAGAUUUUGUUUCCCAUGGGAGUGUGGAAUUUAUGGUUGCAUAGAAAUAAUUUUAUUUUUAGGACAGGCAAGGUGGAUCGGUCAUGCUUCAAGAAAAGCAUUAAAGAUAGUGCUGAAUUUUUCUCUGUUGGGUUGAAUGCUAAGCUGCCUAAAGCUAAAUCUGUUAUUGCAGUGGGCUGGGAGAAGCCUCCAAUGGGAUGGGCGAAGCUUAAUUCAGAUGGGUCUGCUCUUGGUAAUACUGGACGUGCAGGUGGAGCCGGUGUUAUCAGGGACCAUGAUGGGCAUUGGUUGAAAGGCUAUGCAAGGUCUCUUGGGUGCACUAACAGUUGUAUGGCAGAGCUGUGGGCCCUAAGGGAUGGCCUUUUAAUAGCUAAGGAGAUGGGGAUAAAUAAUCUGAUCAUUGAGUUGGAUGCCUUAAGUGUUGUUUUGUUUAUGAACAAUAAUAUUGCCAACUUGUUAAUGGAGCCAUUGCUUACUGAUUGCAGGAACCUGGUGAGAGAGAUUCCCAACAAGCAGAUAGUUCACAUCUAUAGGGAGGCCAAUCAAUGUGCUGAUGCGUUGGCCAAGCUUGGUGCUAGUAGCUUAGACUCUUUUGUUAUCUUUUUGUAUCCACCGCCUGUGGUGGAAAAUAUUUUAGUUGCUGAUAUAGCUUGUUUAUGUUGUAAUAGACUUAUUAUUUCCUAA